UUCUAAAUUCUGAAAAUUAGUGAUAUAUCCUACCAAAGUAUAUAUACAUAUGCGUAUAUUAAUACAAGUCGUUUGUAGUGUGCCGUGAAAUAGUUUUGAUUUGGUGCAAUGCAGUCGUUUCUGGGUAGUAACGUGAGCCAGGGCAAUAGGCCUCAAUAGGCCUUCCCAAGGGCAAUAAUCUGCGGGAGCAUAACACUAGCUGGUCAUAUUUGCAGUAAAAAAGGGAUCAAUACGUUUCACUGACAUUAAAUUUAUAUUCUAGAAAAUGCAUAAACCAUAUGUUUUCUCUGCGGUUGCAUCCAUUUUUUUAAAGGCGACUUAAUGUAACGGAUUUGCUGACGAUUACUAAUGAAUACUCCCUUCGAAACUUACAUUAAUAAAUGAUGAUUGAGACAUCUAUCUACCGUACUAAUUGUGUACCUCUUGUAGUUUUUACGCUACUUAUAAUCGACCAUCGACUGAUCAUUGUGGAUUCUAGAGUUGAGGUACUACCCAAACCAAUGGAGAAUAAAUAUGUGACAAGUGAACUUUCGAAGGGAAAACCUGAAGAAAUUAAAAUACCAGUUGACCACGAGCAGAUCGUCCGAUUGCCGUCAAACUCUUUACUCAAAUACACAUCCUACAAGGAUGUAGCUAUUUUGCACUUCCGUAUUCCACCGGAUUCUCGAGAUGCUUAUUUUACCUUUAAAGCAUUUGAGGAAUCUAAGAAUGCUUUUCAACGGAAGUGCAAAGUUAAGGAUGUUACGUUGCACCUGAAGGCAAGCAGCUACCCAGUAAUUAGCCCUGAAAAUAUUACAUUUCCGAAGAACUUUUUCAGCCCUGAGCAAAGGUUUAAAGUUUAUAGCCUACAAUUCCAGUCCAAUGAGCUGCAACAACGUAUUGAUAUACAGGGUCCUCACAUAGGUAGCUGGUUUGCCGUAGCAUUUGUCAGUUGGACAGAUCCAAAUAAUGAUCGCAUUGAGCAACAAGGCCUCGCUGCAUCAUGCGACACGUUAUUGAUGGCUGAGAUGUCGGUGACACGCUUCCGCCCGAUUAUUUUAAGUAAUGGUCAAGUACAUAAUGGAAAUCUAACGAACAAUGAUAAUUCUCACGACCCAAAUAGCUUACAUAAAGCUUAUAUCGAAAACAGCGAGACUUCACAUAACAAAAGCACAUCCCAAGCCAAUCUGACCAUGGAGCAUCCUGUUAAUCGAAGCGCUGAAGACCAAAGUCGUUCUAUGCAUGGUACUCAAAAAAAACUAAAAGAUCUGGGGGAAAGACAAUACUUAUCAGAGGCUCUUGGUAUAAAAAUCAAAAGGACUGCUCAACUUCAAAAUUUCACUCACAAUCACCCCACAUCCGGGUCGAAGAGCGAUGCGUACAAACGCCACGACACUGACAGAAGCAACGGAAACAAUGAAAUUACGUACAAAUUCUAUGUGCCUGACGACAUUGGUGUUGCCACGGCCCGUAUCUCGUUUGUACAAAUGUGCGUACACUGUCCAGAUGUUGGUUUUUAUGUCCAAGCAAAUGCAUACCCAGAGGAAAAUAUUGUUAGUGAACACAGCGAGGACGAACAGAAGAAUAUUCACAGUGAGGUGAUCCGGUCAAAUCAGACGAAGGAAAUCUCAAUUCAAUUUUGUGUGCAGCCGAGCACAUGGCACUAUGCCAAGCUGACAUUUGUUAGCAAAGCGGAAGAAGUUAAGAAUGGGACAGGAAAAAAAGCCACACUGACCGAAGGAGAUGCAGCAACCGAUCGCUUCUUAGAAUCUGAGCUUCGUUUGUUGAAAAAGCUCAUUGAUAAACCAAAAUUGGAUCUGCCGGACCAAAAUUUAUCGUAUGCUAUGCAAAUUGAUUUUCAUCUUCCAGAGCCUAUCACUGAGUUAAAGAGAAAAAACAUGCAUGCUGAAAACGGUACCAACAACUUUAACGCAUGGACGCCGACGCGCUUUCGUCACAUGAACUUUUAUUCACUGCUGCGACAAACAUAUCGCGAGUUCUUUAUGUUUGAUUAUGAUCUCAAGCCAGAUGAAAAUGGCACCGUCCCUGGCGUCCUUAACUUAACGACAGAAUCUGCUUCAGGAUUCUCAUUUGACCUCGGCGAAGUGAAUGAUAUUGGGGGCACACUGACAUUCGCAGUGUCUAUGAAGCAUGCUCUCCAUACAAAUUCGGAUAUAAAGAUGCCUCCCCCCAUACUUUCGCCAGCCUCCGAUCGUGGUGGCAUACUAGCUGAAAAACUUAUAAGCGAUCGGGAAGACACUGAACUGCCAGAAGACCAAAUACUCAUAAAAUCCAAUAAUAACAGCAUACAAAUAGUUGUUUGUAUGCAAUUGGGCGAGCCCGGAGUUCCCAUAUGGCCGGAUAAAUGCCGGUACGGACAGCGUCUGAGACACGCCUCUAAAAUAGUAAACAACACGGAUAGCGUUGGUCUAAUUCAUGUUCCCUUUCCUGAAAGUGGACGAUGGUAUGUGACCAUGGGACUCUACUGCCAUGGACCAAAAACGUCACGUAGUACAACAAUCGAUAGUAUCAGACAAUUCGUUGGACAUCAUAAAAACCUCCUGAACGAAAUGCGCUCUCCGUGCCCCUGUGCUAGUGCUGCUAAAGAAUACGAUGCCUGUAUAAAAUCGAAAGACUGCUUGGAUGGAAUGAAUGAAACGGAGACUUUAAAAGUGAAGGAGUGCAUGAUGGAUUAUCAAUGCACUUCCAACUACGACGACAUGGCACGACUAUUUGAGAUACAUCACAAAACUGCGACGGAGGAAUAUGUUGCAGUCAAUAACUGUAACACCUCAGUGGUAUUUUCUGUGUCAUCGAGCCCUUGCGUGGCAGGACGUUGCGGCAACUUUGGCCGCUGUUAUCACUACAUGUCCGGCGGCUUUGUUUUUUCCACAUGCGUAUGCAUGAAGGGAUAUCGCGGCUGGGACUGUACAGAAGAUUCCCAGGUUCCUACAAAUAUGUCCAUCCUACUUGCAUCCUUGCUACUAACUUUAAGUAACUUGAUUUUCUUUCCGAGCAUUUACGUCGCUCUGAGUCGCCGCUACUUUACAGAAGGCGUCAUUUAUUUUUUUGCAAUGUUCUUUUCGACUUUCUACCAUGCCUGCGAUUCGGGCGAGGAGGAGUAUAGUUUUUGUCUGGUAAAAAUUGGUGUGUUACAGUUUUGCGAUUUCUAUUGCGGACUUUUGGCUAUCUGGGUAACACUUGUGGCUAUGGCCGACAUCCGACAACAGCUUGCGGCUCCUUUGCAUAUGUUUGGUGCUAUUCUACUAGCAUUUGGAACAGAGCUUAAUAAACAGAGCCUAUGGGUCUUUCUCGCACCAGCCUUGACUGGAAUCUGCCUAAUUUCGACCAGCUGGGGCAUUCGCUGUGCCAAAACCCGCAAAAUGUACCCGUCUCGUCGCUACUUGACAGUUUGGCUACCUUUUGGCAUUUGCUUGGUCUGUGUAGGAUUAGUGUGUUAUGCUUUUCUGCAAACGAAGCAAAACUAUCACAUUAUUCAUUCAAUAUGGCAUAUAGUUAUGGCACUGAGCAUUUUAUGUUUAUUGCCUUCACGAAUCUCAUGUACGGCGAAAUGCUAGAAUUUUUAGAUAGCCUAAUGAAUUAAAGAAAGAUUGAUAUUUCUACAUAACAGAUCCCAUUAUGUCUUUUAAUGGCAGUUUUAAAUUUAAAAAAAUUGUAAUUGUUUAAUUGUAAAUUUU
This is a messenger RNA of Drosophila obscura, 3677 nucleotides long. RefSeq lists its product as uncharacterized. The record is from RefSeq and is a predicted model, not a curated record. NCBI's taxonomy places the organism in Eukaryota, Metazoa, Arthropoda, Insecta, Diptera, Drosophilidae. The transcript has 6 exons. Gene Ontology annotation, cellular component: plasma membrane. Bases 381 to 3557 code for a protein of 1058 amino acids.